This is a messenger RNA of Myodes glareolus (Bank vole), 2346 nucleotides long. NCBI's taxonomy places the organism in Eukaryota, Metazoa, Chordata, Mammalia, Rodentia, Cricetidae. The record is from RefSeq and is a predicted model, not a curated record.
GCACCAAUCAAGAAGAGCCACAUGAGUGGGGAGUGUCUGUAUAAAUGAAGCAGACAGCAAGUUCUGUUCCCACGCUGGGCAGAAGAGGAAGGAGCCUCUGGGUUCUUCGCUGACGUUACAUGGAGAGUCUGCAGACAGCGGCGGUGUGACCUGCAAGCCUCACUUUACGGGAAAAGAUGGUGGGCUGUGACCUGCUGUGGCUGGCUGUGGCCUCCUGCAUUCUGACGCUGGCCUCUUCAUCUACAACAACACAGCAAGGUUAUGGAGGCUCCAGGAACGGUGGCUCUGAUGGGCUGGACUGUGAAACCCCUGGCUCCUGCUUUGACCCUUGCCAGAAUUACAUCACCCUGGAUGACCCGUCCAGAAGCACAGAGAACAUGGAGGAAGGAGAGGAGUGUGAUGAAAAUCUGUGGGGCUGGUACCGCUUUGUGGGUGAAGGGGGAGUGAGGAUGCCAGAGACCUGCGUGGACGUAUUCCGGUGCCAUGCCUCUGCUCCCAUGUGGCUGAAUGGAGCUCACCCCGACCUGGGAGAUGGCAUUGUCAGCCACACAGCCUGUGCCAACUGGAAUGAAAAUUGCUGCUUCUGGAGUUCUGAGGUCAAGGUGAAGGCCUGCGUAGAAGAAUCAGGAAUCUUUCACGUGUACAAGUUCCAGGGCACCCCUGAAUGCAGUCUGAGAUACUGCACAGAACCUGAAGAAAUUUUCACCACAACCCCUGAACCCACCACUGAACCCACCACCACCCCCGAACCCACCACCACCCCUGAACCCACCACCACCCCCGAACCCACCACCACCACCUACGAUCCCAUCACUGAACCCACCCCUGUACCCACCACCGAACCCAUCACUGAAACCAUCCGUCCACCCACCCCUGGACCCACCCUUGAACCCACCGAGUGUGAUAUCACUUGCCGUCCUGAGGAGAAAUGUGUUCUCCAAGAUGGUUUCUGGACCUGCGUCUGUAAUCCGGACCUCAGUGUUUCUGAUCCUCAGAGUCUGCAGCCUGAGCUGGACUGUGGACCUAGUGAGAUCAAGGUGAAGCUGGACAAGUGCUUGCUGGGAGGUCUGGGUUUCAAGGAGGAGAUCAUUGCCUUCCUGAACGACGGGAACUGCCGUGGAAUCAUGCAGAACGAGCCCAACAACUGGGUGUCCACCACCAGCCCCGUUAUGGCUGGUGCCUGUGGGAACAUUCUGGAUAACAAUGGAACUCAUGCCAUCUACAGAAACAACCUCUCCUUGGCCACUGAUUUCAUUAUCAGGGACAUCAUCGUCAAUGUCAAUUUCCAGUGUGCCUACCCACUGGACAUGAAGAUCAGCCUCCAAACUGCUCUCCGGCCCAUUGUAAGUUCCCUGAAUAUUGAUGUGGGCGGGGCAGGAGAGUUCACUGUCAGGAUGGCCCUUUUCCAAGACGAGAGCUACACACAACCUUAUGAAGGGGCCGAAGUGGCGCUUCAGGUGGAGUCUAUGCUCUAUGUGGGUGCCAUGUUGGAGAGAGGAGAUGACUCCAGGUUCAAGCUGUUGCUGAGAAACUGCUAUGCCACACCCACAAAAGAUAAGAAUGACCCCGUGAAGUACUUCAUCAUCAGAGACAGCUGCCCAAAUCAACACGAUUCCACCAUCAACGUGGAGAAGAAUGGGGUGUCCUCAGAAAGCCGAUUCUCAGUACAGAUGUUCAUGUUUGCUGGAAAUUACGACCUAGUUUUCCUGCAUUGUGAGGUGAACCUAUGUGACUCCACUAAUGAAGAGUGUGAACCAUCUUGCUCUAGAAGUCAGCUCCGCAGCAGUGGACCAGGCAUCAACUUGGCCCAGGUUCUCGAUUUAGGACCCAUCAGUAGGAAAGGUGCUAAGAAUCUCGAGACCUCGAAUGGGACUCCCGGCACUGCAGGGUUCCUGAUGGCCUGGCCCAUGCUCUUCCUGCCUGUCUUCCUUCCUUGGCUGUUUUGAGAGGCCAGCUGGGCAUCUGGCCGAGAAGUUUAUGUUCUUCCCUCUGGCGAUGGCUCUCAUCCAGCCUUCAGUAGAGCUGGAUCCCUCUGUGUAUCAUGUGGACUGCCCUGGUUCAAGGCUAGGCUGGGUUUGGAGAAAGGGAAGAGCAUGCUCUGUUAUGUUCCUCUUUCUCUGCUGUUGAGGCCCUGCCAGCUUGUCCUAGGCCAGCUUCCUCACUCAUUAGCGAGGCUUAGAAAGGGAAUCCAGACGCGCUUGGUUUCUCUUUGAUGCUAGUAAUUAGUGGAAAUGCAAAGCAUAUUAUAACUCCUGGAUAGAGGUGUCCCGUGAGUGGAAAUUCAUGGUUCUUCCUAAAUGUCUUGUGUCCUGAAAGCUAGUAAAUUGAAACCCAUUGACCCUGGCA